Messenger RNA from Fonsecaea erecta, 1485 nucleotides. RefSeq lists its product as hypothetical. The record is from RefSeq and is a predicted model, not a curated record. Bases 1 to 1485 code for a protein of 494 amino acids. Gene Ontology annotation, molecular function: transmembrane transporter activity. Gene Ontology annotation, biological process: transmembrane transport. The transcript has 9 exons. NCBI's taxonomy places the organism in Eukaryota, Fungi, Ascomycota, Eurotiomycetes, Chaetothyriales, Herpotrichiellaceae.
AUGGCUCUUUCAGACAAAGAUGCCGCCCAACGCAUCAGCACCGAGUUCAAGGCUGAUCCUGAGAUAGCCCACAAGGCUCCGACAACGGCGGUCCACGAGGAGUAUCUCAUCGAACGGCAUGGGACGUGUGAGCUGGAUCCGCUGCCCUCGGCGGACCCCAAUGACCCUUUGAAUCUGCCGUCGUGGAGAAAACAUGUCCAUCUCAUGCUCAUGGCCUUUCAUGGCUUAUUCUGCACCUCUAAUGCUGGCUCAGUCGUGACGGCCUGCGUGCAAUGGGCCGAGCUCUACCACGUCAGCAUCCCUGCUUCCACUUACAUUGCAACCAGCCAGUUGAUUGCACUCGCCGUUGCUCCUCUGGUCUGGAUUCCCAUUGUCAACCGAUGGGGCCGCCUGCCAGCCUUCUUGGUCUCUGCCCUGGGCGCGUCCAUGUUCAACAUCGCCUGUGCCCAGAGCGGCAGCUAUGCGUCCCACAUGGUAUACCGCAUUCUGGUCGGCUUUUUCAUUUCCCCGGGCAUUACGUUUCCCCAGGGCGUGGUGGUGGAGAUGUUCUUUGCCAAACAACGAGCCCAGAAAAUGGGAAUCUGGGUGCUCUUUGCAAACUCAGGCGCGUCCGUAGGUCCCGCGUUGAUGGGCUUCCUCAUCAAAUCCCAGGGCUGGAGAUGGGUGUACCGAGUAUUCGCCAUUUUGGAAUUUACGCUGUUUGCCCUCUAUUACCUCUUCAGUCCGGAGACGCUCUACCGGCCCAAUGUCAACAACUCCCCGUCACCGCAGCGGAGUUGGUGGCUGAGAUUCGCCCGGCGGAUCGACCCGACUCCGAUCCGGAUGUUCGAAUUCAUUGAGCCACUCUGGCUCUUGAGACACUGGAAUAUCCUGGUGGUGAACAUCGCGUACUCGGUGGCUCACAAUUUCGUCCUGACGCUCCUCCUUGUGGAAAUGUCCACCUUGUACGAGCCACUCUUCAAUCUGGGCCCUCAGCAGGCUGGAUUGAACUACUUCGCAUUGCUUGUUGGUUCGCUCCUUGGUGAACAGCUCGGGGGUCCGUUCAGUGACUGGCUCCGUAACCGUCAGCUCCGACGAACCAAGCGGAACGUCCCUGAGGACAGGCUCUGGGUGUCUCACCUGGGCAUCCAGUUGAUCAUUGUCGGCAUCGUGGUGUUCUUCGUCGAGAUCGCCAACGCUUCCGGCCACUGGAACAUCAGACCGGAUAUUGGCGUGGGCAUUGCAGCAUUCGGAGUCCAGAUCGUCGCCACCGUCCUCGUUACAUAUUGUUCCGAUAGUUUGCCGCGCCACGAAUCCGCCUCGUUGGGUGUCGUGAUCAAUUUCACCAAACUGGUCUGGGGCUUUGCAAGUCCCUUCUGGUACCCCGUCAUGAUCGACUCCGUUGGUCUGAAGGGGUCUGCCGGUGUCGUCACGGGUGUCACUGUUGCUUUCGCCAUGCUUCCGCUCGUGGCUCUCCAGAUCUGGGGACGAUACAAGAGGAACUAG